Dama dama (fallow deer) is the source of this 1276-nucleotide messenger RNA. Its product is annotated as SLAM family member 5-like. The record is from RefSeq and is a predicted model, not a curated record. Lineage: Eukaryota; Metazoa; Chordata; Mammalia; Artiodactyla; Cervidae. The transcript is spliced from 4 exons. Bases 6 to 839 code for a protein of 277 amino acids.
CUGAGAUGGAUCCCUCCUCAGAAGACCCCCACCUCUGCUGGGCCACCCGUCUCCUGGGACUCACCAGCCUCCUCCUCCUCAGCAUCUGCAGCACAGUGGCCCGGAAUUCUGGACCACAUGAUUCUGAAGCUCAGGAUUCUGGAUUUGUUCCCAUGUAUGGGAUACGAGGAGAUUCUGUGUUUUUUCAUGUGAUCAAGGAGCAAGAAGCUGACCCAGAGGAGGUCUCAUGGGGCUUUGGUCCUGAGUCAAACUACAGAGUCCUGCUGCGAGUCCGCCGUGGGGCAGAAACCCCAACCUGGGUCAGCCUCCAGGACAAGUACCAGCAGAGGGUCCACGUACCCAACGUGAGUUCUCUGAAGAUUGAGAGCCUGACCUCUGAGGACAGUGGGCAGUACCGGGCUCGAGCCAGCUUCACUGGAGGAAUAGAAUUUACCAAGGUUUUCCACCUCACUGUCGGUGAGCCCGUGAUCAUUCCUGAGAUCCUGGUCAAGUCAUCAUCCAUCACACCAGGCUGGUGCAAUAUCACCCUGGAGUGUAAAGCCCCAGGAAACAGAGAAGACCUGAGUGUGACCUGGGAAAGCAAGGGCCUUCCCAGGGAGCUGGAGUGGAGUGGGACACCGGAACUAGCCCCCAACGCCUGGAAACUGACUGUGAACAAGUCCCUGAUUCAGUCCAGUGCCAAUUUCAUCUGUGUGGUCCAGAACCAUGUGGAGAAGAAAACUGCCUCUGUAGACUUUGCACAAGUCUGCUCCCACGGUUCACACAGACAGAUGAUGGCUGACUCCCUUGGAGGCAUCCUAUGGACCAUCGUGGUUGUGCUAUUCUUCCUGGGAACUUGACUGUGCUUUUGGAAAAUGUAUAAGAGGGAAAGGAACAUGGAUACUGGAAGAGGCAAGUUGCACUUCUUUUUUCUCCUCAGAUAACUCCUCUCUUCCACUGAAACCCUUUCUUAUUCACUUUGCUGCUCAGAGAUUUUCCCCUGCAAAAUGGCUGGUGGAUGUGAUAAUGACAUUGGUGUCAUAAUCACGGAAUUGGGCACAGGGUUUUGAGACUGAGAUUCAAGCUCCACUCUGUGUAUAUGUGUGACUCAGGAGAAGCAUUGCAGGAGGACUAGAGGAACCAUGAUGAUGGCAACGGGACAGAGCAGAGUUAAGAAGAGCAUCAAGAAGGCAUGGAGAUUAAUCCUUGGGAGGGGGGAUCGGGAUGGGGAAUACGUGUAACUCUAUGGCUGAUUCAUAUCAAUGUAUGACAAAACCCACUGAAAUGUUGUGAAGUA